AUAUUAUAUUGAUUGCGUAACAAUCUAAUAUGGUAUAGUAUAGCAUAAUAUGCCCAAUCCCACAUGGCCUUCCCAGUCAGCCCAGACAGCAGCUUUUUCUACAGAAGUCGGAUGAAAGAUCAAGAAAUCCCAUGUGGGCUUGCUGCAAGAACUUCUGUUUCUGCAGGUAUGGAGGUGAUUGAUGAUUCUUCUUGCGACUCCUCAACUUGUAAGCAUCAAGAAAUGGCGGAGGAGGAGCCUGGAGAUCUCCUUGACAAGUCUUGGUUUUUUGGGAACUUGCUUGACAGAAAAACAACCAGGAUGUGUAGAUGGUAUUCUGAUCCCUGUCCUUCCUCUGGCUUAGCUGAUGAAGAGAUUUUGGUUGGAAAAUCAUAUGAAGAAACCUUCUCAUCGUUAAACAAACUACCACAAGGGGAUGAGUUAACUCCUUCCGGGUUGAUGAGAGCGCCGUCCUUGCCAGAAGGAUCGACUUAUCAUGCAGGAGGAGGUACCUAUCCUGUGCGCAGGGGAAGCAAAUCAAGACUAGAAAAAUCUAGUAACAAUCUGUUUCGUGCACCUUCUCUUCCAACUUCUCUAGGAAGAGAAGAAACUCAAGAUGAAGAAAGUGAUUUUUCGAUGAGCAAGUUGAUUAGGCAAGCAUCUUUGAAUCAAUCAGACCUGUUGCCCCCGCGCCGGGUUCCGAUUCCGAAGGGUCUAACACAAAGUUCAAGCACACCUAGGCUGCGGCCGCGAAGAAAACCAGAUUCGGAAAGCUGUAAAACAGAGAUCCCCGAAGGGGUGAUGAUCAGAAGGCAACACCCCCUUAAUCAGGCCAAGUUAUCAAGAAGCUCGAGUGACCUUAUUGUAGAACUUCAAGGUCUCAAGGACUUGAGUAUCAAAUUUGACGACAAAGAUUUAGGUCCAAGUCUGCAAGAAAAGAAGCAGCAACAGUUUUGUCUAAAUGAAGGUAAGUUGAGGAAGUCCUAUACAGCUGAUCAGGCAUGGCAGCCUGAGAACCCUGCAUCUCCAAUGGGCAAGAAGUCGGCAGAAGAUAUGAAAGCACAGAUCAGAUUUUGGGCUAGAGCUGUAGCCUCGAAUGUGCGCCAGGAAUGCUGAUAACUAACCAUACAAUCAUACAUGUAUGCUGAUCAUCAUCUGUGCAACUUUAACUUGAGAAUAUGGGUUAGAUCCUUGGAUAGAAUCAUCGAUUUUGGUAAGACUCUGCAAUUGCUAUUAUAUAUAUUUACCAGAUUACUGCUGUAAUUGAUCUAAACACAUUCUUUGGGUUUGGGUUAAGAAGGAUUAAACUUUUGUCAUUUAUAGCAAUAAAUUCUGAUUCAAUCAGUCAAUCUUUAUGCUUAUGAUUGUUGCUGGGCAUUAUUGAUGUAUGAGAAGCUAUAUAAUAUAACUCAGCAUGUGAUGAGAGGAUUGCUUUCUUGACUUUUAACUAAGUUUAUUGUAAUCCUCAUUAAUGACCUGGAAACUGGCUGCCAUCCCUACAAAAUGGUAGAAAAAUUGUGAAUCAAACGAGCCAUGAUUGCCAAUGCCACCCACUUGUCUGGCUAAAUUUGCUCCCUUUUUCUGCGACAAAGGCAAUAAUUUGUCAAUUCAGUAGUUAUGAAAGAAAGUGGAUAAAGACAAAAUGACAAUUGCAAGUCCAAUUGCCAAUGAUCUGGCCCUUUUUUUUUUUCUCUUCUCUUCUCUCUUUUUGUGUAGAUUCACAUUCUCUGUGUGUGGUUUGCUCUUUUAGUAGGUGAGUUAGUACUGGAGUUUGGAUAUGGAGUCAUCAAUGUCACAUUAAAGUGCAAAGAAAUUGAAGCAGAUCCCUCAGGAGGUUGAGGGUACCUUUGUAUUCAAUGAUUUCAAGAAGUUGGCCCGUGAAGAUGAGAGCAUUUCAACUGCAGGAAUCAUUCUUUCAUCUUGUGAUCCAACUGCUGCGACUGCAAUGCAUGAGGGCCUAAGAUGUUUGAGGAUGAAGAGGUAUAUUGGUCAGGUUGCUUGUCAACUAGAAGGGUUCAAAGGGAGGAUUGGAAUUGGAUAGAACAAGAAUUUUUUUUCUUUUUUUUUUUUGUUUUGUGGGUGUGCUUCAUAUGGAGUAUAAUUGGAGUUCUAAUCCAAGUGCUGUAUCCCGGACCAAAGACUAAAGUUAAACCUCUGUUGGGAAAUUGGGCUUCGGCCUAGUUGGCAGUCUGGAAGGGAAAGAAAAAACCUUGGUUUGGUAUAUUGGAAUGCUCAGAAUGUAAAGGCCUUUUCACCAAAAAAUGUUUUUCGAGUCAGAAUGAUAUUAAAAAACAUUUCCGUUCCAAUGUCUGGUACGGUGGUACGCAUAUGAGAAUGGGAUGUCCAUCCCAUUUUCAGUAUUUGGUACAAUCAAUUUUUAGAUGUCGAAAUGGAAUAAAUUAUGUAUAAAAUUGAUUUAAUUACCUUGAAA
Messenger RNA from Coffea arabica (coffee), 2410 nucleotides. RefSeq lists its product as uncharacterized. NCBI's taxonomy places the organism in Eukaryota, Viridiplantae, Streptophyta, Magnoliopsida, Gentianales, Rubiaceae. The record is from RefSeq and is a predicted model, not a curated record.